GACGUCUCUUCAAUUCCCUCUCCCACCUCGCCUCGUCCACCGCUUCCUCCUCCCAGCCGGCCCCAUGGCCCACCACUCACUGUCGCCGUCCGGCAGCAGCCGCCGGCGGCGGCUGUCGGAGCUGCUGUGCGAGCAGCAGGAGCCCUUCUAUCUGGACCUCUACCUCCUCGAGAAGGGCUGCUCCCCUGGCUUCCUUGACGCAGCGGCGCACGCCGGCGGCGCCUGCUCGACGUGCUGGCCGAGCGCCCGGAGCACCGGCGGCAGGCUGCUGAGGCGACCGGCUGAGAGGAGCAAGAAGGGGCCUCGCGGGAGCGGCGUGCUCCGGCUGCUCCUGUCCAAGAUUCUCAGCGGCGCUACGACGGCGCGGGCUCCUGCUGCGGCGACGGCGGCCAGGAAGAAGCGGCCGCAGCCGGCCGCCAUCGAGUGGCGCCGCGUCGACGACGAGAAGCAGGGGGUGCCGGGCCGCUCCACGGACGGUACUGUUGGUUCUCCCCAGCGCGCCGUCGAAGGCCACCACACGGAGGUCGACGAGGAGCAGGAGGAAGACGACGAGGAGGACGAGGACGAGUCGUCGAAGAAGCAGCUGCUGAGCCCGGUCUCCGUGCUGGAGCAGCGCCUGUUCGAGCACUCGCCGCCGCCGCACGCGCAGAAAGCCUUUGUCCUCUUCAGCGAGCUCCUCGAGGCAGCCUGCACACCAACCACGCUGCUGCACCUCCUUGCCAACGCCAGACAGUACAAGCCCAAAGACGGCCGCCGCCGCGGCACCGACGGCGGCUCGACGCCGCCGCCACGACGGCGGGCUCGGAAGAAGAAGAAGAACAGCAGCCACGCGCGACGGGAGCCGGACGACGACGCGCCGUUGGAGAGAGACCUCGCCGCGGUGACCGCGCUCGUGGCGUCCGAGAUGCCCGGCGCGAGGGUCCGCGCGGAGGACCUGCGCCCGUCGGCGCAGGACGUCGGCGCGGACAUCGCGGCGGCGGUGCUGGACGCGCUGGCGGAGGAGGCGGCGGCCGAGCUGCUGCUGCUCCUGCUGACGGAUGGGGAUGGGGAUGGACCGCGGCCGUGCGGCUGACACGGCGCGGCGCCGGGCGACGACGCUGACCUCCGUUGUUGGGUUUCUGGUAGGGUGAUGUACGCGUCUCAUCGACGUGUGUACGUGUAUCAUAUGGUUGAUGGUGGUUUUCUUGGUUGAGAUGUGCGUAGUUUGUGCUGAUUGCCUGACAGUGCCAAGUGAGCUACCGUUUCGCAUUGGUGGUUGGCGUGAGAGAGCCUGAUAGGGCAUGAUGCCAAAAGCCCAAAACGGAGCUUGUACAUGGUCGACAUGCAUGGUGAGACUAUCGAGAAAUAAGAACAGAGAGAUCCUUACUAUCCCAACCUGUGUGUUAAGAUUACGGGGCUUGUU
This is a messenger RNA of Panicum hallii, 1402 nucleotides long. RefSeq lists its product as uncharacterized. The transcript is spliced from 2 exons. The record is from RefSeq and is a predicted model, not a curated record. The coding region runs from base 65 to 1072 and encodes 335 amino acids. NCBI's taxonomy places the organism in Eukaryota, Viridiplantae, Streptophyta, Magnoliopsida, Poales, Poaceae.